AUGCAGAGAAAUCCGAUGGCGCGCUCAACCCGUGGAAAAAAUCCACCGAAGGAAAAGGCGAAAAAGACGUCGGCAGAGGCGACGAGUUCGAACCCUACUGCCGAGAAACCGCCGGCACCACUACUCGAAGAAAAUCCAGUACCCACACCGGCGGUAGUUCAACCACAGCCAGAAAUCACACCGGAAAACCCAACAACUACACUAGCUUCCGCCACGGCAACUAACGAGGAAGUUCUGGAUCCCGAAGAGGUAGUGAGAGAAUUCAUGGAGAAGUAUGAGAAUGUACCGAAGGCGAGCAAAUUCUUCGCUAACAUCUCGGAGGCGUUUCGGAAGCAAGAACAAGAGUUUCCUCCCCUGACCCCACUUACAAUCCCACCAAGGCCCCAAACCUUUAUCGAAACACCCACUGCACAAGCCUUACCCACACACCAAGAAAACCCCCAAAUCUUACCCGAAACCCUAACCCAAGAAACGAACCCCCCAAACACUAUUCCUCAAACAGAAACUGAGCCCCUUGCCGAGCCUUCUGUAAAUGAAGAAGAGUCCGCCGAGGAGGAUGACGAUAAAAUGGAUACCAAGGAAUCCGAGAGAGAGGAGGAGGGGGGUGAACGAGUUGAGCAAGAACAAAUACUGGAUGAAGAGGCCACUGGGUCAGGGGAUGAGGGAGAGAAGAGAGAGGGUAUAGACGGUGGAGAGGGUGCUGAGGAAGGGAAAGAUAAGGUGGAAGAAACAGAGGGUGUGAAGGAGACAGAAAGGCAGGAUCUGGAGAAGCUUAUGGGUGAUGAGGAGGGUAGAGUAGGUAAAGAAGGUGAGCGGUUGGUGAUGAGAAGGCUAAGAAGGAAGAGGAGACUGUUGAUGAGAAGGCUAAGAAGGAAGAGGAGGCCAAUGCAUGCAAUCCAUGCUGCCAAGCAUCCCGGGGAAUCAGUGCACUGUUUCAUUAAGUUCGAGCAGAAACUGACAAUCUACGGUGCUUGGCUUCCGGAGAAAUUCGUCGGUGAAGGCUGCCCGGAUGCCUUUGUAGAAGUUCAUCAAACACAAUCUCCCAGUGUUGUCCCCAAUGUGCAGGUACACAUUACUGCAUUACAUUUCUGGAGCGUCGUGAGACUGGGACUGGGUCGCUUUUGA
Salvia hispanica is the source of this 1125-nucleotide messenger RNA. The record is from RefSeq and is a predicted model, not a curated record. Lineage: Eukaryota; Viridiplantae; Streptophyta; Magnoliopsida; Lamiales; Lamiaceae.